AUGGUGCCGCAGAAAGACAAGGAGUCUAAGAGGUCAACCUGGAAGUUCACUUUGGACCUUACUCAUUCAGUGGAAGACGGAAUUUUUGAUUCUGGAAAUUUUGGUCAAUUUCUGAGGGAGAAGGCUAAAAUCAGUGGAAAAACUGGAAACCAUGGGAAUGUUAGUCACAUUGAACAGUUCAAGAAUAAGUUCACAGCUGUUUCUGAGAAACAGUUCUCUAAAAGAUAUUUGAAAUAUCUUACCAAGAAAUAUCUUACAAAGAAUAAUCUUUGUGAUUGGCUUCACGUGGUUGCAUCUGACAACGAGGCUUACGAACUCCAAUGCUUCCAAAUUAGUCAGGAUGAAGACAGACGAGAGUCUGAGGACCAGGUGGUGGCCACUUACAGGGCUGUGCUUUUUCAUGAAACAAAUGAAGUAUAUGUGAAAAAGAAACACCCAAAGAUGAGCUUUUAG
Octodon degus (degu) is the source of this 453-nucleotide messenger RNA. Its product is annotated as 60S ribosomal protein L22-like 1. NCBI's taxonomy places the organism in Eukaryota, Metazoa, Chordata, Mammalia, Rodentia, Octodontidae. The record is from RefSeq and is a predicted model, not a curated record. Gene Ontology annotation, cellular component: ribosome. The transcript has 2 exons. Gene Ontology annotation, biological process: cytoplasmic translation. Gene Ontology annotation, molecular function: RNA binding; structural constituent of ribosome. The coding region runs from base 1 to 453 and encodes 150 amino acids.